Molecule: messenger RNA, 4305 nt
Organism: Budorcas taxicolor (takin)
Lineage: Eukaryota; Metazoa; Chordata; Mammalia; Artiodactyla; Bovidae
Gene: BMPR2
Product: bone morphogenetic protein receptor type 2
Exons: 13
Coding region: 1074-4190 (1038 amino acids)
Biological process (GO): protein phosphorylation; cellular response to growth factor stimulus; BMP signaling pathway
Cellular component (GO): signaling receptor complex; plasma membrane
Molecular function (GO): transforming growth factor beta receptor activity; ATP binding
Source: RefSeq, a predicted model, not a curated record
UCCCCCCUUUGUGUCUGGUCUGCUCGGAGCCUCUGGAAGUGCUUCCCGGAGGGGCGCGGGGUGUCUCGCCGCCUCGCUGCCCACCCCCCUCCCUAGCCACCUACAUCCGCCCUCCCGCCGCCCCCCGCCCUCGGCCCGCGACACCCGAGCUCCGCCCGGAGCCUAGAGCUGCGGGAAAAGGAGGCGGCGGCGGCGGCGGCGGCGGCUUCCUCUGGGGAGGGGGUUGUGAUUCGCUCACAGGAGCCCUUGAAGGGAGAAGACGAAGCUUUUACGGUGGAAUUUACCUCAGGCAAGAUGGAGCGGCAGCAAUAAAAAAGAAAGAGCGAGGAGCGCACCCGGGAGAGCUAGAAAGGGCAGCCUGCCGACCCCUCCCCUCCCCCGCUUCCCACCGCCCCUCAGCCCUCCGGCCGGGACCUGCCCAACCCUCGCAGGAUUGUUCCGCGAAGGCGUGAAGGCGGUGGGUUUGUCCAUGGAGGCAGGCACCUUUUUCGAUCCAGUCGAGGAGGAGGAUUUGCUGUGCUCAAGAUCGGAGUAAGGGAAGCACCGAAGCGAAACUUAAAAGGAUUCUUGCCCUCCCGGAGCACAGGCGAUGCGCCUCGGGUUGCCGGGAGCCGCCGCCGGCCGUCCCUUCCCGGCAGUCGGGAACUUGUUCUGAUCCUCGGCGCCCCUCGAAUGCCCGCUGCCCACCCUUCGGCACCCUGGAUAUGUUUUCUCCCAGACCUGGAUAUUUCUUCGAUAUCGUGAAACUACGGGGGAAAUAACUGCGGGGCUUUUUUUUUUUCUCGUCUCCGUGUUUCUCCCCACGGACAUGCCUUCAGUUUGGGGCGCCAAGGCACCCAGUCCUGGGCGAAUGAACACCCCCAGCCGCGAGGGAGAGAAAUGAAGGGAAUUUGUGCAGCGGAAUGAAAACUCUACCGCUCGGUCCUCUCAUCUGCCAUUUGUCCUUUCAAACUGCAUUGUAAUACGGGCCGGAGAAGUCCGACGAGAGCGAGGACUAGCCUCCCGGCCGCGUUUCUCCGCCCGUAUUCACUUUCCGUCUUUCUUUUUCCCUGCUCUCCUCGGCUGACCUAGGGAUGACUUCGUCGCCGCGGCGGCCCCGGCGGGUGCCCUCGCUGCUGUGGACCGUCCUGCUGGUCAGCGCUGCGGCCGCUUCUCAGAAUCAAGAACGUCUCUGUGCAUUUAAAGAUCCAUAUCAACAAGACCUUGGGAUAGGUGAAAGUAGAAUCUCUCAUGAAAACGGAACAAUAUUAUGCUCAAAAGGUAGCACCUGCUAUGGCCUUUGGGAGAAAUCAAAAGGGGACAUCAAUCUGGUAAAACAAGGAUGUUGGUCUCACAUUGGUGAUCCCCAGGAGUGUCACUAUGAAGAAUGUGUAGUAACUACCACCCCACCCUCAAUUCAGAAUGGAACAUACCGGUUCUGCUGCUGUAGCACAGACUUGUGUAAUGUCAACUUUACUGAGAAUUUUCCACCUCCAGACACAACACCACUCAGUCCACCUCAUUCUUUUAACCGAGAUGAGACAAUAAUCAUUGCAUUGGCAUCAGUCUCUGUAUUAGCUGUUUUGAUAGUUGCCUUAUGCUUUGGAUAUAGGAUGCUGACAGGAGACCGCAAACAAGGUCUUCACAGUAUGAAUAUGAUGGAGGCAGCAGCGUCAGAGCCCUCUCUUGACCUAGAUAAUCUGAAACUGCUGGAGCUGAUUGGCCGGGGUCGAUAUGGAGCUGUAUAUAAAGGUUCCUUAGAUGAACGUCCAGUUGCUGUAAAAGUGUUUUCCUUUGCAAACCGUCAGAAUUUUAUCAAUGAGAAGAACAUUUACAGAGUGCCUUUGAUGGAACAUGACAACAUUGCUCGCUUUAUAGUUGGAGAUGAGAGAGUCACUGCAGAUGGACGCAUGGAGUAUUUGCUUGUGAUGGAGUAUUAUCCCAAUGGAUCUCUGUGCAAGUAUUUAAGUCUCCAUACAAGUGACUGGGUAAGCUCUUGCCGUCUGGCUCAUUCUGUGACUAGAGGAUUGGCUUAUCUUCAUACUGAAUUACCGCGGGGAGAUCAUUAUAAACCUGCAAUUUCCCAUCGAGAUUUGAACAGCAGAAAUGUUCUGGUGAAAAAUGAUGGAACCUGUGUUAUUAGUGACUUUGGGUUGUCCAUGAAGCUGACUGGAAAUAGACUGGUGCGCCCAGGGGAGGAAGAUAAUGCAGCCAUUAGUGAGGUUGGCACAAUCAGAUACAUGGCACCAGAAGUUCUGGAAGGAGCUGUGAACCUUAGGGACUGUGAAUCAGCUUUGAAACAAGUAGAUAUGUAUGCACUUGGACUAAUUUAUUGGGAGAUAUUUAUGAGAUGUACAGACCUCUUUCCAGGUGAAUCUGUACCAGAAUACCAGAUGGCUUUUCAAACAGAGGUUGGAAAUCAUCCCACUUUUGAAGAUAUGCAGGUUCUGGUGUCUAGGGAAAAACAGAGACCCAAGUUCCCAGAAGCUUGGAAAGAAAAUAGCCUGGCAGUGAGAUCACUCAAGGAGACAAUCGAAGACUGUUGGGACCAGGAUGCAGAGGCUCGGCUUACUGCGCAGUGUGCUGAAGAGAGGAUGGCUGAACUUAUGAUGAUAUGGGAAAGAAACAAGUCUGUGAGCCCAACAGUCAAUCCAAUGUCUACUGCUAUGCAGAAUGAGCGCAACCUGUCACACAAUAGGCGUGUGCCAAAGAUUGGCCCUUAUCCAGAUUAUUCUUCUUCCUCAUACAUUGAAGAUUCUAUCCAUCACACUGACAGCAUUGUGAAGAACAUUUCCUCUGAGCAUUCGAUGUCCAGCACACCUUUGACUAUAGGGGAAAAGAACCGAAACUCAAUUAACUAUGAACGGCAGCAAGCACAAGCUCGAAUCCCCAGCCCUGAAACAAGCGUCACCAGCUUGUCUACCAACACCACAACCACAAAUACCACUGGCCUCACUCCAAGUACCGGCAUGACCACUAUAUCCGAGGUGCCAUACCCAGAUGAAACAAGUCUGCAUGCCACCAAUGUUUCACAGCCAGUCGGGCCAACCCCUGUCUGCUUACAACUGACCGAAGAAGACUUGGAGACCAACAAGCUGGACCCAAAAGAAGUUGAUAAAAACCUCAAGGAAAGUUCUGAUGAGAAUCUCAUGGAGCAUUCUCUUAAACAAUUCAGUGGGCCAGACCCACUGAGCAGUACCAGUUCUAGCUUGCUUUACCCACUUAUAAAGCUUGCAGUUGAAGUGACUGGGCAGCAGGACUUCACACAGGCUGCAAAUGGCCAAGCAUGUUUAAUUCCUGAUGUCCCACCCACUCAGAUCUAUCCUCUCCCCAAGCAACAGAACCUUCCUAAGAGACCUACUAGUUUGCCUUUAAACACCAAAAAUUCGACAAAGGAGCCCAGGCUGAAAUUUGGCAGCAAGCACAAAUCAAACUUGAAACAAGUAGAAACUGGAGUUGCCAAGAUGAAUACAAUCAAUGCGGCAGAACCUCAUAUAGUGACAGUCACUAUGAAUGGUGUGGCAGGUAGAAACCACAGCGUUAAUUCCCAUACUGCCACUACUCAGUAUGCCAAUGGGGUAGUACCAUCUGGCCAGACAGCUAACACAGUGGCACACAGAGCCCAAGAAAUGCUGCAGAAUCAAUUUAUUGGUGAGGACACUCGGCUGAACAUUAAUUCCAGUCCUGAUGAGCAUGAACCUUUACUGAGACGAGAGCAGCAGGCUGGCCAUGAUGAAGGUGUUCUGGAUCGUCUUGUGGACAGGAGAGAACGGCCCCUAGAAGGCGGGCGAACUAAUUCCAACAACAACAACAGCAAUCCAUGUUCUGAGCAAGAAGUUCCCACACAGGGUGUUCCAAGCACAGUAGCAGACCCCGGACCAUCAAAGCCUAGAAGAGCACAGAGGCCUAAUUCUCUGGAUCUUUCAGCCACCAAUGUCCUUGAUGGCAGCAGUUUGCAGUUAGGUGACUCAACACAAGAUGGCAAAUCAGGAUCUGGUGAAAAGAUCAAGAAACGAGUGAAAACUCCCUAUUCUCUUAAGCGGUGGCGCCCCUCCACCUGGGUCAUUUCCACUGAACCACUGGACUGUGAGGUCAACAACAAUGGCAAAGACAGGGCAGUGCAUUCCAAAUCCAGCACCACUGUUUACCUUGCAGACGGAGGCACCGCCACGACGAUGGUGUCUAAAGAUAUAGGGAUGAACUGUCUGUGAAAUGUUUUCAGACCUAUGGAGUGAAAUUAUUUUUUGCAUCAUUUAAAUGUGCAGAAGACAUUAAAAGAAAAAACUGCUUUAUCCUCCUGUCAGUACCCCCUCCUACCCCUGCAAC